GCUCAAUGGCGCUGUCAUCAAAGGCUUCGAGGAGGACGUCGGGACCAAGAUCUCCUUCUACGGCUUCACAGUGAACACCAUGAAGAACUCCCUCAUCGCCUACGAGGAGUACGGCUUCACCCAGAUACCCCAGGCCAAGGACCUGAGGUAUAUCUUCAUCCCCUCUGACAUCCGUGACUACGUCAUGCUGAAGUCGGCCAUCCAGGGCAGCCCGGUCCCCGAGGGCUCGGACAAGGGGGACCAGCCGCAGAAGUAUUUUGGACCGGAGGCAUCUGCAGAGAAGUUCAAGCUGCUGCAUCCCGAUUUCUUGCAGUACCUGACAGCGAGGUUCCUGCGGUCGGAGCUCCUGAACACGCAGUACGGCUCGCUCUACAUGCCCAGCACCGGCGCCCUCAUGCUCCUCACCGCGCUCCACACCUGCGACCAGGUCAGUGCCUAUGGGUUCAUCACGGCCAACUACGAGCAGUUCUCAGACCACUACUACGAGCUGGAGAAGAAGCCGCUGGUGUUUUAUGCCAACCACGACAUGAUGCUGGAGGCGGCGCUGUGGAGGAGCCUGCACCGGGCAGGGAUCAUGACCCUCUACCAGCGGUGA
This is a messenger RNA of Phaethon lepturus (White-tailed tropicbird), 595 nucleotides long. RefSeq names its product ST6 (alpha-N-acetyl-neuraminyl-2,3-beta-galactosyl-1,3)-N-acetylgalactosaminide alpha-2,6-sialyltransferase 2 (gene ST6GALNAC2). Gene Ontology annotation, molecular function: sialyltransferase activity. The record is from RefSeq and is a predicted model, not a curated record. The annotation marks the transcript as partial. NCBI's taxonomy places the organism in Eukaryota, Metazoa, Chordata, Aves, Phaethontiformes, Phaethontidae. The transcript has 5 exons.